AUGGGAGAAUGGGAGAGAGGGGCAUGGCCUGGUGGAUCUGGGCAGUGCGUAUGUCGGAUUUGGGCGGCGUGGGGAUCAAAUAGAGAGACGGCGGCGGCAUGGGAGAAUGGGAGAGAGGGGCAUGGCCUGGUGGAUCUGGGCAGUGCGUAUGUCGGAUUUGGGCGGUGUAGGGAUCAAAUAGAGAGACGGCGGCGGCAUGGGAGAAUGAGAGAGAGAGAGAGAGAGAGAGAGAGAGAGAGAGAGAGAGAGAGAGAGAGAGGAAAGCUACAAAAUGAAACCCAUCUGCUGCCACCAGCAAGCAGACUCCAGAAAAACAAAGAGUGA
This is a messenger RNA of Prunus armeniaca (apricot), 324 nucleotides long. Lineage: Eukaryota; Viridiplantae; Streptophyta; Magnoliopsida; Rosales; Rosaceae. The record is from the annotation of a GenBank genome assembly.